AUGUCCAGCGUGGACUCUUACAAGGCCCAGGCCCUGUCCUGCAUUAAUAUAUUGCUCCGCAAGCUUGGAAUCAAGAACAUACUCUCGGACACAAGCCAGAUUACGUUUGAGGUCGUGAACCAGCUAGCACUUGUCUACUUCAAGCUGGACCGCUUUCCCACUCCGCAAUCUCUGACGUCAUCCAUGCGUGCGUAUGCCAAAGAAGUUAGCCUGCUUUCAUACAUUGAAAGCAAACUGGGUAUCACCACGAAUCACAUAUCUCCAAAGGGACUCAAAGAGCACCAGCUUUUCGACUGUGUCCUGCUUCUAGAGAUAGUAUACACGCUUAUUAAGAGCGAGGACAUGCCCAGUUACCCGAUGAUGUCGGAAGCGGUCGCCACGAAGUUGCUUAAGAUGCAGAUGGAACUAGAGUCACGGGAUUUGAUGGAGCGACAAGCUGAGUAUAUGGAGCAGCAGAAGAAGUACGAGGAUCCAAAGGGUAUUCUAUCUGCAAAGCAGAUCCUAGAUAGGUAUGCCGAGGCAGAUAGCCAUCAAGCAUCCAUUGGACCUAUUGGUGUUGGGGCGUCGGGAAAUCUCAACGGGUCCCUACUAAUAACUGAUUCUGUCAAUCCGCCACAGCGUUCUUCUCAGAAUCAGUCCGUUAGUUCUUCUUAUUUAGGGGACUCUAGCUCUCCCAUUAGAGGGAACAAAGGAGUCAAUCAAUCAACCCCCAGUAUUGAGCAUAGAUCUCCGCCAUACAGAACUAUGGCGCUGUCUCGACCCAGCACCAGUUCGAACACUCCGUCUCGGGCAACUAUCAGUGCUCACCAAAAGGGGAGUAGAAAGUCUGUUGUUGACCAAGAGGCACUCAAUCAGGAAGUGCGUGAAAUGGUAGAUCUCUACUACGAUAAGUACCUCCGCAAUUUUGUGGUGGCCCUUGCAGACAGAUCCGUAAGUGCUAACACUCGGGCAGCAGCCUACAGUGGCGCGUCUCCUUCCAAGUCCAUGUCCCCCUAUCGCUCAACAACCUCUCGGUCACGACAGCUGCGCACACCUGUCACACCCGGUACUGGCUCUGGACGAGGAGCAUCCAGAACACCGAGGACGCCAACCGAGCCUCGAUCUCUAACACAACAGAAAACAAUCCAAUUCGAAGAGGAGAGGAUGAAGAUAAAACUGCACAAGAUGAUCUACAAGGUAAUGCAGGAGAUACAUCAGCAAGAAGUCUCAUACUACUACAAGCUCGAGGGCCGCAUAGCUCAAACCCUAAAGAGAGCGCUUGCUGUCGAGCGGGAAAACCUCCGGCUCGAGGCAAAGUGGAAGAGGGACGAGCUAAAUGAGCAGCUACGCCAGGAGCGAAUACUAAAGGAGGCUCUUGCAACCAAGAAAGCAAACGACCUCGCCCUCAUGAAGGAAGCAGAAGAAGCCAAGCAGUUCCGACUGAAGAUUAAUAAGAUGGUCACUAACUCUGAGGCUCGCAACUGGAAACGCAGCAGAGAAGACGAGAUCUUUAAAUCCAUAGAGAGUGCGCUGCGCAGAGAAGCAGGUGCCCGCAUCAAGACCGCCGUGGACAACUUUGAGCUUUGCGACGAGGACAUAGACAGGAUUGUUGUUGAGCGUCUUCGACAGUAUGCAGGAGCAGAGCGCGACGUCACCAAUCAGCCCGGAUCCGAGGUCAUGCGCCUCCAUAACCCAGAGCAAAUGAAAAGAAAUAACGCCAACGUCUCUCAGAAUAACAUCAUCGAAGGGCAGUACUAG
Giardia duodenalis is the source of this 1737-nucleotide messenger RNA. RefSeq lists its product as uncharacterized. The transcript has a single exon. The record is from RefSeq and is a predicted model, not a curated record. NCBI's taxonomy places the organism in Eukaryota, Fornicata, Diplomonadida, Hexamitidae. The coding region runs from base 1 to 1737 and encodes 578 amino acids.